GAUCCAUGUGCGAUGAACAGGAUGAUUGGGUGGAUGAAUUAAAAAAAAAACGAUUUCAAGUCAAGACAAUCGCAGACAGAAAAUUUCUCUUUUGACGACUAUACCGGACAUAAAAUCAUGGAGCAUUCGAAAAACAGCUAAAACUUUUGGGGUAGAUGGUAAAAAAAGCUAAAAACCUAAGAAAAAUUUGUGGAUAUGGAUCUUUUCCAGAUGCAAAAAUUGGCAAUUCGAUUCCCAAUAAGGUCCUAGAAGUAGUAAACAAUUGUUACCUGUCGGAUGAUGUGAGCCGUGUAAUACCGGGUAUGAAAGACAUUAAAUCGUUUCGCAAAAACGGUGGUGAACGUCAAAGAGUAUCGGUAAGGACUUUUUUAAAUCUUAGCUAUAUUGCCUCAACUAUUGACACGUUUUGGGAAAUAAAGAUUUCCCUGACCAAAUUUCGAGAAAUGCGACCCCCUUAUUGUAUUUUGGCUGGUGGAAAAGGCAGUCAUAAUGUUUGCGUUUGCAAAAUCCACCAAAAUCUAAGACUAAGAUACGCAGGAAUAAAGCAAACUUUGCUGAAAAAACAUAUUCAAUUCGAUAAAUCUUACCGUGACAGCUUUAACGAGAUGGUUUGUAAAGAAUCAAAAUCCAAUUGUUUUUUACUAAACUGCCAAAAAUGUUCCUUAGAAACAGUUAAGGAAACCGCGGCAAAUUUUUUAAAUAUACUCCAACGGGAAUUACCAGUAGUGCUAAAACACGAUUUCAUUGCGACAGCCCAAUCGUCAUUUUUAAAUAGUCUUAAGGCAACUAUAAAUGAGGGCGAAUAUAUUGUAACCUUGGACUUUUCUGAAAAUUAUACUUUCCUUAUUCAAGACGCAAUUCAAUCGCACCACUGGAAUAAUUCACAAGCGACCCUGCAUGUUUACGUCGCAUACUUCAAACAAAAUAAUGUUUUAAGAAACGAAAAUUUUGUUGUAGUAUCAGAAAGCCUUAAGCAUUCAGCUGCGUCAGUUGAUUUGUAUAACAAAAAGUUAAUACAGUACCUAAAAACAAAAUUUAGUGACUCUGUUAUCCGAAAUUUUUUUUAUUUUUCUGAUGGAGCUGGGUCUCAAUAUAAAAAUAAGUUUAAUUUGUCUUCGUUACUCUUACAUGAAUCGGAAUAUGGUAUUAGCGCGGAAUGGCAUUUUUUCGCAACGUCCCAUAGAAAAGGCGCUUGCGAUGGGAUUGGUGGAUGUGUAAAAAAUGCAGCGAGAAUUGCAAGUCUGCAAAAAACUAAUCAAAUAACUUCUCCAAAAGACUUUUAUAAUUGGGCUGUGGGUUACUUUAAAAAUAUUAGUUUUGAUUUUUGUACAAAUGAAGAAUACAAAACCCACGAGAAAUUGUACCAAUCAAAGGACCAUGAUAUUGAGAGAAUGAAUUGGCCACCUUUGUCUCCGGAUAUGAAUCCUAUUGAGGAUGUGUGGAGCAGGAUGAAACUGAAGAUGAAAGAGAGGAAAGGACGCAUGGAAAAUUUGGAUGAAUUGGUAAAUUCGAUUCAGGAAGAAUGGGAAGCCAUACCCCAGAAAUUUCUAAGUAACUUGGUCUAG
This is a messenger RNA of Brassicogethes aeneus, 1565 nucleotides long. The record is from the annotation of a GenBank genome assembly. NCBI's taxonomy places the organism in Eukaryota, Metazoa, Arthropoda, Insecta, Coleoptera, Nitidulidae.